Molecule: messenger RNA, 1380 nt
Organism: Syngnathoides biaculeatus (alligator pipefish)
Lineage: Eukaryota; Metazoa; Chordata; Actinopteri; Syngnathiformes; Syngnathidae
Gene: olfm3a
Product: olfactomedin 3a
Exons: 6
Coding region: 1-1380 (459 amino acids)
Biological process (GO): signal transduction
Source: RefSeq, a predicted model, not a curated record
AUGCGGCUCCUGUUGAGCUUAUUGUACUCCUUCCUGUCUCUGACCAUCUUCGGAUUGUACCCAUCCAUGACCACCGGGCCAAAAGAGGGCUGGCAGGUGUACAGCUCGGCCCAGGACGCCGACGGGCGCUGUAUCUGCACUGUAGUGGCCCCAGAACUCAAUUUAUGCUCCAGAGAUGCUAAGAGCAAGCAGCUUCGCCAUCUCCUAGAGAAGGUGCAGAACAUGUCUCAGUCCAUUGAGGUGCUGAACCUGAGAACCCAGAGGGACUUUCAGUAUGUGAUGAAGAUGGAGAACCAGAUGAAAGGCCUGAGGACCAAAUUCCGGCAGAUUGAAGAUGACAGGAAGUCCGUCAUGGCCAGAAGUUUCCAGGAGCUUCAAGACAAGAUGGAUCAGCUGAAGCCUCUGAUCCCUGUGUUGGAGCAGUACAAGAUGGAUGCUGCACUCGUUUCUCACUUCAAGGAGGAGAUCAGGAAUUUAUCAACGGUGUUAACAAGCAUCCAGGAGGAACUUGGUGUCUAUGACUAUGAUGAGCUCUAUCAACGACUACUGCGACUGGAUAACAGGCUCCGCAGCUGUAUGGGCAAGUUAACGUGCGGAAAGUUAAUGAAAAUCAAUGGUCCUGUUACAAUAAAGACUUCUGGAACCCGCUUUGGGGCAUGGAUGACUGAUUCACUUACAACUACAAGGCACAACAGAGUUUGGUACAUGGAUGGUUAUACCAAUAGUAAACUCGUGCGAGAGUUCAAGACAAUGGAGGACUUCACGGCAGGAGUGGUGGCCCGCACUUACAGCCUUCCGUUCAAAUGGGAGGGCACCAAUCACAUUGUUUACAAUGGGUCGCUUUACUACAACAAAUACCAGAGCAACAUCAUCGUCAAGUACAGCUUCGAGACGGGCACCGUGCUGGCCCAGCGAACUUUGGAGUUUGCUGGUUUCCACAACAUGUACCCGUACACGUGGGGAGGGUAUUCGGACAUUGACGUCAUGGCGGAUGAACUGGGAAUGUGGGUUGCGUAUGCCACCAACCAAAACGCUGGAAACGUCGUCAUUUCCCAGCUCGAUCCGGACACGCUGCAGGUGCUGAACACUUGGAACACAGAAUACUCCAAAAGGAAUGCAGGGGAGUCGUUCAUGAUCUGCGGGACACUCUACGUUACCAACUCUCACCUAUCAGGAGCAAAGGUUUACUACGCUUACUCGACAAAGACUUCAACAUAUGAGUACAUAGACAUUCCGUUUCUCAAUCAGUACUUCCAUAUCUCCAUGCUUGACUACAAUGCCAGAGAGAGAGUGUUAUAUGCCUGGAAUAAUGGGCACCAGGUCAUAUUCAACAUCAGUCUAUUCCAUGUCAUAGAAAGCGAUGAUGGUGCCAGAAAAUGA